GAUACAUCCAGUUGCUUGCGGCAAGCCCCGCCAUUGCGCCAGUGCAGUAGCGCAGCGUGAAUCAGGUUGUGUUAAGGACGCAUGUUGGAGCGCAGCGUGAAUCAGGUUGUGUUAGCCAUUUUGGCUCAAGGCGGCGAGCUGGCGGCGCCUCCCCCCCCGGCGUGGGCCCCCCCGGUUUGUACCCCCUUGAAUUCCCGAACCCUCUUACCAUUAUCCGUGCUUGCGAUAGCGGGUAAACCGAGACAUCUCCGGUUCCUGCUUGCGCAAUCACAGCCAUGGCCAGCGCUGCCGACGACAGCAGGCAGGAUCAUGGACGACAGGGCAGGCUGUGGCAGCGGUUGGAGGAGACGGAGAGGAGUGAAGGGAUGGGAGCGCGGUUGAAAGGGCGGGUUCAGGCCGCUGUGAGGCAGGUCAGCGAGAACCUCAGCAUGCCCCGGGGUCCUCUGACCGGGUCUACGCCACCUCCCAAGAGUCGCAAAAAGGAGGAGGACGACAUGGACGACGUGGGUCCCGAAAUGAACAAGCUGGCAGGCGUCCUUACACGAAGGCUUGGGGACAUGAUCGCGGAGAAGUUUGAGGAACGCGACCUGAGGCUCCGGGUGGUGGAGGAGAAGGUCGAAGGGGUGGCCAAGGCCACCGACGAGGCCAUCGGCAGCUUGGAGGACAAGUUCGAGGCCUUGCACAAGGAGGUGGAGGAGAGGGCCGACGCGUUCUCCUUGGAGCCGGAUGCGCGGAGCGUGCGGCUGCUCCCGAAGCCCGCGGAGCCGCCCUCCCUCCUGCAGGUUCCCGCAGCGGCGGACGAGCACUGCAAGACCAUGAUGCAGCUUGGCAUCGCGUACAGCAUGUGAGUCCAUGCGGCUGCACGCAAGGAGAGGUGGUAAGGAUAGGUGUGUAUAUAUAUAUAUAUAUGUUCGUGGCGUAUGUACGAUGGUGCCGCUCACUUUUGGUAACGGAUCAUUUGCAUCUAGAGGGCAUUUCGCCCAGAAUAGUUUCACGGGCGCUUGCCCCACAAUACAUUUCUUCAACCACGGCGUCGUCGCCUGCAAUGCCCGAAUCCUGCAUAAUUCGACAUACUUGCAGUCGUGAUAGUAAGUGUCUUGGUCACGUGGGCGUUCAGGCCGAACUAUACGCAAUAUGCCAUCGUUCUGUCUGCAGACGGCCACCCUGGCCACACCCAACGAUGCUACAGUGUCGUCGACGUUCCGCGCGUGAGCAGUUUACGUAUACAUGCGGCACGAAUGUAUCACAAGCGGUUGCGGUGUGGAAUUGCGGGCUCGCCAGCGCAACGGCUCCGUUUGAAGUGCUUGGAGCACAGUUCUUGUCUAGCGCCACCAGUUCCUCUCUCAUUUCCGUUUCCUGUCCUUCGUUCCCCGAUCGUGUUACAUUCUCUCCGUUCCAUCUACAAGUUGGCUAAUGAGCUUUGUUCUGCCAAUGCUCCACGCUUCCAGUCCACAGCGGCUGGUCAAUUCGAAAUGCUCUCGGCUGGUUGUUGGAUGGGAAUGGGGGGGA
Molecule: messenger RNA, 1509 nt
Organism: Prorocentrum cordatum
Lineage: Eukaryota; Dinophyceae; Prorocentrales; Prorocentraceae
Source: the annotation of a GenBank genome assembly